AGGAUGAACGAAGUCGUAUAUAAAAGCCACCGCUCCGCUUAUCGUACACUCCAUCGGCCGAUUUCCCCGACAUCCGGUAACACGCAGAUAUGAAUCCAACUCUUGCGCUGUCCUGCAUGAUCGCGAUCAUGUUGUUCUGCGGAAGAUGUGAAGCAGCUCCUGGAUUAAUCACUGGCGUCCAUCGCAAUUUAGGAAAGCAUCCACAUAUCCGCGGAUACGCCGUGGAAGGCCUCAUGAAGGACCUCGUGGAAGAUCUCGUCGGUGAAGACGAGGACAAUUUGCGACUCAGCAAGCGCCAGCAGCUGGACGAUUACGGUCACCUGAGAUUCGGCAAGCGGUCCAACGGCGACGACGAAGAGUACGGGCAUCCGUACGGUCGAUAUUUGCGAUUUGGCAGAAAUAUCGAGUAAAACGCUAUCAUUCCGGAUUUCUCUACGUCGUAGAUCGUGAUCGUUCACUCGUGCUAGAUGUAGAUAGAAUAUAUUUUACAUUGCAGCUAUUA
This is a messenger RNA of Temnothorax curvispinosus, 502 nucleotides long. RefSeq lists its product as uncharacterized. NCBI's taxonomy places the organism in Eukaryota, Metazoa, Arthropoda, Insecta, Hymenoptera, Formicidae. Bases 90 to 410 code for a protein of 106 amino acids. The transcript has 3 exons. The record is from RefSeq and is a predicted model, not a curated record.